Messenger RNA from Sparassis crispa, 333 nucleotides. RefSeq lists its product as hypothetical. The transcript is spliced from 3 exons. Bases 1 to 333 code for a protein of 110 amino acids. The record is from RefSeq and is a predicted model, not a curated record. Lineage: Eukaryota; Fungi; Basidiomycota; Agaricomycetes; Polyporales; Sparassidaceae.
AUGGUGUCACGGGUUUUGGACGUACAGAAUACCAUCUCGAAGCAAUUGGAGAUCAACCUGCAGGUGUACGACGUUGCUGAAUUUCUGGAUAAUUUUCUGUCUAGUGCUGAGAACGAUGCCGAAAUGCCUAACUGGAGCAUCUCGAAGGCAUUUAGUCGAUUUCAAACCUUGCUCGGCCUACUAACCGUCUUUGGAUUUGAUGGUAUUGAGUAUGAAGAUAUUUCUGACACCGGCCAAUUAUCCUCGAUUUCUCUCAAGCUUCGAGAUUUUAAAGAUGGGAAGGAUCCGGCACCCUUUGCAGCUUGGUCCGGCUCAGAUAUCGCUUACUUGUAA